Molecule: messenger RNA, 993 nt
Organism: Trichoderma asperellum CBS 433.97
Lineage: Eukaryota; Fungi; Ascomycota; Sordariomycetes; Hypocreales; Hypocreaceae
Source: RefSeq, a predicted model, not a curated record
CGCUAUUUGUUACAAAAUUGCAUGUUAACGAAAUAAAACCCUCUUGCGGUUCUUGCUCUUUAUAUUACUAUAAUAUUACCCCAAAUGCAACAUGACCUCUAUUUUAUCUGCAUAUGAGCUCGGACAAGGCUUUCCCGUCCUAAUUAUUCACGGAUGGCAGGCGGAAGGAAAAGUCGAAGAGCUAGAUUUUGAGCCAAUCUUUUGUAAAACACCAGGACUUCUCCGAAUUUACGUGGAUCUUCCAGGCAUGGGCGCCACACCUGCCGAUAAUGUCACAGAUCUCGACGAUAUAUAUCUUCGCUUAGUACAUUUCAUUGAUUCUCGGCUCCAGAAGUUAAGAUUCGUUCUUAUCGGUACCUCAUGUGGCGGCUAUCUUGCACGUGCCAUAGCUCAAAAAUAUCGCGAUCAAGUCGAUGGCUUACUACUACGUGUACCGCUUAUUGAACCCAAAGAUAGCAUGCGAGAUCUUGAUCCUUACACCCCUUUGGUAGAAAACAAGGAACUCAUGUCAAAUGUGCCAACUGAAGACAAGAACCUUCUUGGCAAUGUUCUUGUUCAAACACCUGCUUACAUCAAGACCUUAAAGGCAAAAUAUGAGAAGGUUUACCUUCCGGCAGAGAGAGCAGCAGAUAAAAAAGCGCUGGACCCGAUACGAGAAGAUCCGCAGCGAUAUGAGUUAUCUAACUCUUUGAACGAUAAAAACGCCAAGUUUCUCGCCCCCACCACCCUUAUUAUAUGUGGUCGGCAGGACGAAGUCGUGGGUUACCGAGACAGUAUCCGCCUCCUGGAGCUUUAUCCUCGAUCAACAUAUGCUGUUCUGGAUCGUGGUACUCAUGGCCUUCCUAUAGAUGAGACUGGUGUUUUCGAAGCGCUUGUUCACGAUUGGAUAUUCCGUGUUAAUGAAUGGAGAGGUCGCACAGGUGUAUAGAAGCUAUCGUGUAUGUGAACUUUUAGCUACGAUAAUGCCAGAUUUAACUGCUUAACCAACCUCAU